This is a messenger RNA of Anas platyrhynchos (mallard), 874 nucleotides long. NCBI's taxonomy places the organism in Eukaryota, Metazoa, Chordata, Aves, Anseriformes, Anatidae. The record is from RefSeq and is a predicted model, not a curated record.
UAUAGGGGAGGAGGCGCAUGCGCAGUUGGCAGCCUGGCGGCCGUGCAAGGAGAGGGCACAUGCGCAGAAGGGAGGGAGCGGCGGCGGCGCAUGCGCAGUGAGGAGGAAGCUGGCGGGAUGGAGGCGGCGCUGGAGGUGACGGCGCGGUACUGCCGCAGCGAGCUGGAGCAGUACGGGCGCUGCGUGGCCGCCAGCCCGACAUCGUGGCAGCGGGACUGCCACAGCCUCCGCCUCGGCAUCUCCCGGUGCGCCUCGGCGCACCCCAUCGUCAGGAGGAUCCGCAGCGACUGCGCCGAGCCCUUCGCCGCCUUCGAGAGGUGCCUGCAGGAGAACGAGGCCGCCGUGGGCAAGUGCAGCGAGCACGUCGCCGCCUUCCUGCGCUGCGCCGAGCAGGUGAAGGUGGCUGCGUGAGGGGAUCCUCGGAAUUAAAGUUCAUCCUCAGGAGUGAAUGAAAACUUUCUGUACUCUGGAGUCUCAUUCCAAUGCUCAGUUGGGUUGUUGCUCCCCUCUGAGUGCAGCCCUGCGACGUGGUUCUCUUGGUGCUUGUCUUCAACAACCAGCUGGACUCUGACACGGCUGUCAGAGUGUUCCCAAUCUGCUGGCACUUGUGUGCUGCUAACACUGGGUUUUCUCUGCUGGUGCUCCAUGCCCUUACCAGCUUUGUAAGUAAAAAAAAAAAUAAUUAAGAAAUUACAGAGCUGUGUUGAACACCAAAGGAUCAGCGAGCAACCUGCAGAUGUACUUGAAUAGGAACCAAAAGCUAAAAUCAGCCUUUACCUCUUUUUUUUUUCUGCAGUCUGUAUUCAACAAUUUCUUUGAUAAUUAAGUACAGUAUUUUCCUUCGUCCCAAUAAAAGUCACUCCUGAAGAUCAAA